AUGAAUACAAUUGACCCGGUAGCACUUCAACCACCAGCGUAUAAUGAUCAUCCAGUCAUUCAAGAGAGUAGAAAUCGCCAUGAUGAUAAUAGUGAUGUGGAGGUCUCUCACGCCCGUCCUAUCCCGCCCCUAUCGUUAUUCGCUCUCUCCUCAACACGUGCAGUUGAAGCCGCAAGUAAAUACUCAACGCCUCCUCCCAUUGCUCUUCUCUCGCGUAGACAUCAAGAGGAUCCGGCGGUGUUAAGACUGCAUGCUGCCCUGGCACGUAGUAGUAGCGGUAGUAACAACAGAGGAGCUCUCACAGACGUAUCACGACCCGAAUCCCCAUCCACACAAACACCUUAUCCUGCAAUGUCGCCAAAGAAUAGUCUUUCUGUUGGAUAUGAUGAUGAUAUGAUGUCUUCAGACUUUUCUACUACACCCAUUGGUGCAUCACCGUCCUCCAUUUCUAGACAUAAAAGGAGUUACGCCGUCUCUUUGCAGUACUCCCCAACCUUAAUGGACUCAGAGGAAGAUAGUGAAGUGGCACACAUUGUGGUACCAGAGUUUUGUACGGUGGGUGAUUGCCCUUUAACCAUUAGUUCUGUUUCCACAGUAGAGCAGAGAAAUUUUCGUCGACAAAAUGAGACCGAACAAUACAAACGGCAAAUAGUAGAGAAUACUAUGAUUACAGAUAUGCCUCAGAAUUCAGGAUUUAGUCCUGAUCCUCGUUUGACAUUAACUCAUGAAUACAGAAGUGUCACUGAUAUCCGCAGUAUUGGGACUCGUGGUGUCUCCGCGAUGAUCCCUACUUCUGUGGAUGGUGUUGUUGGUGUGAAAGCAACAGAGGAGGAAAAGGAGGAUACACAAUCUCUUCCUAACGACAUUGAUGUUGUUGGUGUUACAGCUGAAGGGGAAUUGAUUUACAAACGGGAUAUCCCUUCACAGACAGGUGGUGGUAAUGAUGAUCAUAAUAAUCAUAAUAAUAAUGAGGAUGAUAGUGAUAGAUAUAAUAAUUUUUCCUAUUCUCAACACCAAGGGAGUAUUAUUUCUGAUGGUGUAGGAGAUUCUAUGGAAAAGUAUGUUUACACCAUCCCUCCACCUAUACCUGGUGUGGGAACUCUCUUUUACACACCAGAGAAGAAUAUUUUCCCCACAGUUCUCAGUAGAAGACUUCAACAACAACAACAACAACAAGGAGAAGGACAGGGACGCAGUGAUAAUACCUCUACGGUGGUGAAUCCAGCCAUUACUACAUCACCGGUGUUGCCAUUAUGGACUAGAAACACGAAAAAUGAUAAUAAUAAUAAUAAUAAUAAUAAUAAUAAUAAUAAUAAUAAUAAUAAUACUGAUAAUAGUGGUGUUUUUAAGAAGAGAAGAAAUGAUCGAGUGAGUCGUCCCAAGUGGGAGGCGGAAGACUUGAAGUGGUGUUCGCUUCUUCUUCGGUACAGUGACCGCGAGAAUGCGGAUGAAUGCGAAUACAGAGAAGUGUUGACUGCGGUGGAUGAGUUGCGUGAGGCCCGGCGUCGUUUCCCCGCAGAGGCAUUGGAACUUCGUCUGCAGCAGCAACAAGAGGAAGAAGAGAAUCAUAACAAACCUCCUUUUAUUCUCCGAUGGUAG
Molecule: messenger RNA, 1599 nt
Organism: Trypanosoma theileri
Lineage: Eukaryota; Euglenozoa; Kinetoplastea; Trypanosomatida; Trypanosomatidae
Exons: 1
Coding region: 1-1599 (532 amino acids)
Source: RefSeq, a predicted model, not a curated record